AUGAAGAGUCUCAGGCGUGACUUUUCCGCAGAUCCGUCGACUGCGAAUGUCACCAGCAAAGUCUUCGUCCGCUCGACAAAAAGUGGAAAGGUGCAAAAGAUUGUUCGCGAGCUUUACUUAAGACAGGAUAUCCCUUGUUCGUCGAGGCUGUGUACAACAUGUCCAUCAGUCGCUCCGACGGAUGCAAAUGGAAACAUUGUACCAUUCGUUCUCUCUGAGCAACCUGCAGGAACAACUGCCUUCCCCCGCGGACAUUACAUCGUACCUGAUACAAACGCGUUAUUGAAUGGUAUGGACCUAUUUGAACAUACAGGGGCAUUCUAUGAUGUGAUUAUUCUUCAAACGGUUCUGGAGGAGCUGAAGAACCAGUCUCUUCCACUGUACAAUCGCUUGCUCGCCCUGAUCAAAACCGAUGAAAAACGUUUCUAUCUUUUCUUCAACGAGUUCCGCCUUGAAACACACGUUAGGAGGGGUCAGGACGAGUCGAUCAAUGAUAGGAACGACCGAGCCGUUAGAACAGUUGCGAAAUGGUACAUGGACCACCUGCACGCAGUGACAAAAAGCAAGAAGGAGAAGUCGCUUCCAACAAUAGUGGUCAUUACGGAUGAUAAAGAGAACUUGCGCAAGGCUAAAGAGGAAAAUGUGACGGCCUUGUCUCUAGAGAACUAUGUCAAUGGCCUGGAGGAAGCGGACAGAUUGCUCGACAUGAUUAACGAGUCAAGAGAAGCUCGGGAGGCGAAGGAGUCUCGGGGGGAGCUCUUCUAUCCAGAGUACUAUUCAAUGUCGAAGAUGAUGACAGGCCUUAGGGCUGGAAACCUACAUCAAGGAGUUUUCAAUGUCUCCCCUUACAAUUACUUGGAAGGACAAGUUAAGGUUGCGGCAUUCGAUAAGCCUCUGAUUAUCAUGGGCCGUCAUAACAGCAACCGGGCUAUCUCUGGAGACGUUGUUGUGAUUGAAGUAUUACCCAAGGACCAGUGGAAAUCUCCGUCAACAAAACUCGUGGAGGAAGAAGCUGUCACCAAAAAUGACAACCCCGAAGCUGGUGACAACGAAGCCGUCGUAACUGAAAAAGAACGGAGAGCGUUACAAGAGGAGGUUAAACAGGCACAUGGGAAGAACAUCGAGGGGCGGCCACAACCGACCGCAAAGGUUGUCGGUGUUGUGAAGCGAAACUGGCGCCAAUACGUUGGAACCGUGGAUUCAACUUCAACAAGUACCCAAACUACCGGCCGGCGACAACAGAAUGUUUUUGUUCUCCCAAUGGACAAGAAAGUUCCAAAGAUCCGGGUUCGAACGCGACAGGCGACGGAUCUACUUGGUCAGCGAAUUCUAGUCACGAUCGAUAGUUGGAACCGCGACUCCCGAUAUCCAACUGGACAUUUCAUUCGGACACUAGGAGAGUUGGAAACGAAGGGGGCCGAAACAGAAGCGUUGUUACUCGAAUAUGACGUGCAGUACAAACCCUUCCCGAAAUCCGUAUUGGACUGCCUUCCCUCAGAGGGCCAUGGUUGGCGAGUACCAGAAAGUAAGGACAAUAUCGGUUGGAGAGGACGCAGGGAUCUCAGGGACCUUCUCAUUUGCAGUAUCGAUCCUCCAGGGUGCCAAGAUAUCGACGACGCUCUCCACGCACGAAAGCUGCCUAAUGGUAAUUUCGAAGUGGGUGUCCACAUCGCAGAUGUCUCCCAUUUCGUCAAACCUAACAAUGCCAUGGAUCUCGAGGCUAGUGUUCGAGGAACGACAGUCUAUCUAGUCGACAAGCGUAUUGAUAUGCUUCCGCACCUUUUGGGCACGGAUCUGUGCUCGCUCAAACCAUAUGUGGAACGUUAUGCGUUCUCGGUUCUAUGGGAGAUGACGCCGGAUGCAGAGGUUGUUUCUGCUGACUUCACAAAGUCUGUGAUUCGAUCGCGCGAAGCCUUCAGCUACGAGCAAGCACAGCUGCGGAUUGACGAUCCAUCGAAGACUGAUGAUUUGACAGAAAGCAUGCGCACACUGCUUCACAUGUCAAAGAUCCUACGCCAGAAGCGCAUGGAUGCUGGUGCACUGAAUCUCGCAUCUCCGGAAGUCCGCAUUGAAGCAGACAGCGACGAGGUUGGUGAUCCGCUAGCAGAUGUCAAAACCAAGGCUAUGCUCGCGACAAAUAGUCUUGUCGAGGAAUUCAUGCUUCACGCCAAUAUCACUGUCGCAACCAAAAUCUACAACUCCUUCCCUCAAACCGCCAUGCUCCGAAGACACGCCACACCUCCACCUCAAAACUUCGAAGAGCUCAUCAGCCAACUUACCAAAAAGCGAGACAUGCGCCUUGAUGUUUCAAGCUCUGGCGCGCUCGCUGACUCCCUCGACCGCUGCACCGACCCCCAGAACCCCUUCUUUAACACCCUGGUCCGCAUUCUAGCGACCCGUUGUAUGACAUCAGCCGAAUAUUUUGGUGCAGGUGCCCACGCCGAGUCUGAGUUCCGCCACUACGGUCUAGCCUCUCCCAUCUACACCCACUUCACCUCCCCGAUCCGCCGUUACGCCGAUCUCCUCGUCCAUCGCCAACUUGCCGCAGCGAUCAACUACGAAGGCGAAGACGGCCGCGCCACAAUCCAGGGUUCCAUCACUCGCAACCGUCUCGAAGACAUCUGCCGCAAUAUCAACUACCGCCACCGCAACGCGCAGCAUGCCGGCCGCGCUAGCAUUGAAUACUACGUCGGGCAAGCACUCAAAGCGCGCAGCGAGAAGCUCGCCACGGACGGAGUCGACAGCGGCAUCGAGGAAGACGGCUACGUCAUGCGCGUUUUCGAGAACGGAGUCGUGGUAUUUGUUCCCCGGUUCGGUAUUGAGGGUGUUGUAAGGUUGGAGGAUUUCGUUUUACCGGGUGAUCAAGCGUUGCGCUCUGUCGAGGCGCGAAGAGAGCUCGUACCCAGGCGUGAGAGUGAUUUUGAUCCCGAGGAGUAUACGCUUAAGGUUUCUGAUAAGGGUCAGGAGCAGCGGGCAAUGCUUGUUGAGCUUUUCCAGAGGGUCAAGGUUAAUGUUAGUUCUGUGAAGGAGGAGAGUGGACGGGGCGUUGGAAAGAGGAGAGUUCGGAUAUUGAUCCUGAAUAGCAAGAAUUAG
This is a messenger RNA of Aspergillus puulaauensis, 3093 nucleotides long. It is a transcript of the gene DIS3, whose product is annotated as exosome catalytic subunit DIS3. Gene Ontology annotation, molecular function: endonuclease activity; 3'-5'-RNA exonuclease activity; RNA binding. Lineage: Eukaryota; Fungi; Ascomycota; Eurotiomycetes; Eurotiales; Aspergillaceae. Bases 1 to 3093 code for a protein of 1030 amino acids. Gene Ontology annotation, biological process: rRNA catabolic process. The transcript has 2 exons. The record is from RefSeq and is a predicted model, not a curated record. Gene Ontology annotation, cellular component: cytoplasmic exosome (RNase complex); nuclear exosome (RNase complex).